This is a messenger RNA of Komagataella phaffii GS115, 1269 nucleotides long. Its product is annotated as One of three possible beta-subunits of the Snf1 kinase complex. The transcript has a single exon. Gene Ontology annotation, molecular function: protein kinase binding. Gene Ontology annotation, cellular component: nucleotide-activated protein kinase complex; cytoplasm; nucleus. The record is from RefSeq and is a predicted model, not a curated record. Gene Ontology annotation, biological process: signal transduction. Bases 1 to 1269 code for a protein of 422 amino acids. Lineage: Eukaryota; Fungi; Ascomycota; Pichiomycetes; Pichiales; Pichiaceae.
AUGGCUGACUGCGUGUAUUCACUAGGAAUUCUGGGUUCCAUUUUCCAUCCCAAAGCUAUCGAGUCUACUUUCCACAUUUGUACUGGCCUGCUGUGUUCCUUCCAAGAUAAGCUAACCACUGCGUCCCACCGGAAAAUGAGUGGAGAAAAGAAAGAUGUGCUAAUGACAGACGUGAACGAACUCACUCAGUCUGCGUCUGUAAUGAAUAUCGACGAUGACGGCACCACUGCCUCGCCAUCUUCUUAUGGGGACACUUCGAAACCCGAAAGAAGAAAAUCAACGUUGAUAUUUACAGACGAUGUUGAGUCUCCAGUCAAGAUGGAUAGUGGAGAUAACGAGAAUGAAUAUGGCUUGACAAAUGCUACGAACGAGAACGUUUUUACUGAUUCUUCUGUCAGUCCCCAGGAUUCUGAAGAUGCAAACCGCCAGCAGCAGCAGUUACAGCCACAAGAAGGGAAAACCUCCAGUCAGCAUCAUCAUCACCACCAUCACCACCACCAUCAUAGUAAUCAAGAUACUUCCAGCUCAAUUUCUCCAGAAGACCCCCAACUUGUUGCUAUAGAAUUGAGGUGGUCUCAAGGUGGGCAGAAAGUAUUUGUCACUGGUUCCUUCACAGGCUGGAGAAAGAUGAUCGCUUUACACGGACCGGCCAAAGAUGGCUCUUUUUCUUUAAAACUCAAGCUGCCAUUUGGUACUCAUAGAUUCAGAUUUAUCGUAGACAAUGAGUUGCGGUUCAGUGACUUCCUCCCAACUGCUACCGACCAAGCUGGUAACUUUGUCAACUACUUAGAAAUUACACCCGACCAAUUCUCUGAAAAGAAUCGGUCUCAAAAAUCACUCCGUACUCUAGACUCCAAACUAGGUUUAACCCAGGAUGAUGACGACAUGGGAAACGGUUAUACCAGAUAUCACGACGAGCAAGAACAGCCACAAACUGCCAAGAAAGAAUACAUCACAGGUAUACCUGCUAUUUUUACAGAUCCUAAGGUAAUGGAACAAUACUAUUUAACUCUAGACAAUCAACAGGGUAACCACAACCAACAACAAUGGUUGAUUCCUCCACAACUACCCCCACAUUUAGAGAAUGUCAUACUGAAUAACUUCUCCAACGAUAAGGAGAACAACUCUGGAUCCCUUCCCAUUCCCAACCACGUGGUUUUGAACCAUCUUGCGACCACGAGUAUCAAACAUAAUACUUUGGCGGUGGCUUCAGUGGUUAGGUAUCAGAGGAAGUAUGCCACCCAGAUUCUCUACGCUCCUCUUCAGUAG